AUGGUGACUUCAAGUGUUGUACUAGUGAGUGGUGAGGGCGAACGGUUCACCGUAGACAAGAAAAUCGCGGAAAGAUCCUUGCUAUUGAAAAACUAUCUGAACGAUAUGCACGACAGUAACCUACAGAAUGACUCAGAUUCAGACUCAGACUUAGAUUCAGAGACAAAUCACAAAACUAAAGAAAACAACAACGGCGAUGACGAUGACGAUGAUGACGACGACGAGAUCGUGAUGCCCGUGCCUAAUGUUCGGUCUUCUGUGUUACAGAAGGUUAUUGAAUGGGCAGAACACCACAGAGACUCCAAUUUUCCUGAUGAGGACGAUGACGAUUCCAGAAAGAGCGCUCCCGUGGACUCAUGGGACAGGGAAUUCCUAAAAGUGGACCAGGAGAUGCUGUACGAAAUCAUUCUGGCGGCAAACUACCUCAACAUAAAGCCCUUACUUGACGCGGGUUGCAAGGUCGUCGCUGAAAUGAUCAGAGGAAGAUCUCCCGAGGAAAUAAGAAGGACAUUCAACAUCGUCAAUGACUUCACUCCAGAGGAGGAAGCUGCUAUUAGACGUGAGAAUGAAUGGGCUGAGGACCGUUAG
Saccharomyces mikatae IFO 1815 is the source of this 588-nucleotide messenger RNA. RefSeq names its product SCF ubiquitin ligase subunit SKP1 (gene SKP1). Gene Ontology annotation, cellular component: nucleus; cytoplasm. Gene Ontology annotation, biological process: mitotic cell cycle; SCF-dependent proteasomal ubiquitin-dependent protein catabolic process. The transcript has a single exon. The record is from RefSeq and is a predicted model, not a curated record. The coding region runs from base 1 to 588 and encodes 195 amino acids. Gene Ontology annotation, molecular function: cullin family protein binding. NCBI's taxonomy places the organism in Eukaryota, Fungi, Ascomycota, Saccharomycetes, Saccharomycetales, Saccharomycetaceae.